AUGAAACGAGCAGUAGUUUUCGAAGCCUCAAAGCCCUUGAGGCUCACCGAGUAUGCUAUUCCUUCUCCUCCUCCCAAGGGAGCAGUUGUUAAGAUCACAUAUUCAGGCGUAUGUCACUCUGACGUCCACUCGUGGAUAGAGUUUGAUGAUGUAGACGGACCGAAAGAGGAUAUGAAAAAAGCAGGCAUCUCCCCCCUGGAGUUAGCAUUAGGGCCAGAGUUGAAUGUUGGAGACAAUGUAGUGGUCUAUCCCUGGCUGGGAUGCUUAGAAUGCGCCCUGUGCGUCGGCUGGCGUUCCAACCUCUGUCUUAAUCGGAAAGAAACACUGGGGCAUGUGAAACAUGGAGGAUUUGCCACCCACGUGGUGGUUCCUAUCGUAGAGAGGACGGUGCUGAGGAUUCCCCGGGGUCUGUCCCCUGAGGUCGCCUGUAUGCUCCCCUGUAGUGGAAUUACUACGUACAACGCUGUGUUGAACACACGGGAUACUCUGCUCGACAUGGUUGGUUUGAGAGGCAAGGCAAAUCUGCUGGUUAUCGGAGCCGGUGGCUUGGGUCUAUGGUGUGUACAAUUUGCUAAACACAUACUGCCACCAGAGGUCAGUGUGUUCGCGGCCGAUAUUACGGAAGAGAAACUGAAGUUGGCUAAAGACGCCAAUGCUGACGGUACAAUCUUGUGGAGUUUAGGCGCCAAUGAAGAGGCGCUCCUUGCACAUACAAGAGAGAUCAGCGGCGUGGAAAAGAUCGGUUUCGACGCUGUUAUAGAUCUUGUGGGUACAGAUGACACUUCGAAAAGGGCGUACGAGCUGCUGACUUUUGGUGGUCUUCAAGUGACAGUUGGAUUGUUCGUCGGGAAACUUAUUCUGCAACUGCCAAGGCACUGUUUGGAAACCAAAUGUGUGAAGGGUUUGAGGGUUGGGACACCCCAGCAUCUGGAAGAAGUGUUAGAGCUGGUGGCAGAGAAAAAGUUAAAACCUCCACCGAUAGAGUUUUAUUCUCUGGAGCAAAUCACAGACGUACUAAAUCGUCUUAGACGCGGUCAAAUCAAUGGACGGGCUGUACUCAAAAUUUGAAUGACAAUGUAUGCCCAGAGGCGGAUCCAGGAUUAUUAGAAGGGGGCGGUCUUUAGAAAUAAC
Molecule: messenger RNA, 1131 nt
Organism: Lingula anatina
Lineage: Eukaryota; Metazoa; Brachiopoda; Lingulata; Lingulida; Lingulidae
Cellular component (GO): cytoplasm
Molecular function (GO): zinc ion binding; alcohol dehydrogenase (NAD+) activity
Source: RefSeq, a predicted model, not a curated record